GACUAUAUAGUCGCAAAGGACCGUUUGGAGGUUUGUUAUAUGUUGCAUAUUCUGGUCACUUCCUUGUUUGUUUGUGAUCUUCCCCACGUUGUUUCGUAAAAUAUCUCUUCGUCAAUCUAGGAAAAGGAAGCGAGGCAUUUCCUUCGUCAGAUUGUGGCAGCUGUGGGCUACAUGCAUGAAAAGGGCUAUGCACAUCGGGAUUUAAAACCUGUAAGUGAAGCUAAAUAAACUCCGGGUACCUUGGUUUAUAAAUUUUUAAUUGAUUUUUUUUCGGGGGUCGGUACCCCAGAUCACCAAUUUUCAAAAAGCAGUUGGUGGGGUGUGAGGGAGGUGCAUGUGCAGAUCCCUCUAAACACAUGCAGACAGAUAUGGCGUCAGAUUUCCGCCAAUAUUCAUGUUGAUAUUAAUUCAACAUGUUUCCGUAUUGAAGUGAAUUUCGACAUUGAACAUAUCAAAUUCAGCAUGCCACUUUAAUUCAACAUUGCUUCAAUUUCAACAUGUUUCUCUCAUUGAUGUUAAUUUGAAUAUUGAACAUGUCAAAUUUAAGUGAAAUACAACAUUGAAGUAUAGAUAUUGAAGUAAUUUUCAAUGUUGAAGUUUCAAAACAUGUUGAAAACGCAUCACUACAUGAAUUUGAGAAGUGAAUAUUGGCGGUUAUAUAGCACGCGUUAAAUAUCCGCCAAUAUUAAUUAGCACUUGCUAUGGCGGCUACGAACGAGCGGAAUCAGUGAUGAAAAUCAUGGUGCACUGAACAUUAUUGAGGAUAUAAUAUCACGAUUAGACAGCUAGCCUUGGUGACCCAGAUUGUGUAGAGGGAUUGGCAAUACGAUUUGACGUUUUAAAGAGAUAUCUUGCUGGAUAGGGUUUGCAAAAAUUUAAACCAAUUUGAGCAGCGGCAGCGCUAUUCCGCCAUGAAUAACUCUGCAUUUCCAGCACAAGUUUAUGCCGUGGAAAACCUUCGUAGGUCCUUCGUAUGCUAUACACGAGGGGCAAUUGAAUUUUUUAUAGCGAAGUAAGCAGUAUGAUGGGUGUACGCAAAAUAACUUUGGAGCGGCGAAUGAGGUCAUUUGACACGAGUAUGUCAGGUAAGAAAGUUAUGGCUUAUACACAUCCUAUACAUGGCCAACACAGUGGUUAUGCAGCACUGUAUAUGUUAAACCCAAGUCGACAAACCUAGGGAAACUGAUGUAAAUGUAAUGCAUACAUGUAGAUGAAACCACAACUUCCUUGUGUGGGGAUUGGUGUUAGUGAAAAAAUCUAGACACUGACCUCUGAAUUGGCGAAGACUGAUCAGGUCAUUUGCGGUUUGCCGACCUUAAACGAGAACAGGACUGGAAAGCUCAGUUUUCAAUAAAAUUCAAGUUUUCAUGAAUUAAUCCAAAAUGCCAAGUUCCUGGAGUGGACGGACUGCCACCAACCGCCCUGCUGCCACUGACAUGGGCUUUUUAUGUCUGCUCAGCAGUGCAUUACUAUAAGCUAACCUUUUUCUUCAAACGGUAAAAAAUGAAGUGCAGAUGAAAGAUGUAAAUACCUAGGUAUUCUCGUUCUCAUUCUAUGCUGUAUACGUAGUUCUGUAUAAAACUUAAUGUGCAGUCAAUCAUAUUAAAUCCUGAUGAUAAGACGCUAUAUACACACUACGUGUUGCAUAUAUAAUUACUGUGUUGGCCGUGUAGGAUGUGCAUAACUUUCUUACCUGACACACUCGAGCCAAAUGACCGCAUUCGCCGCUCCAAAGUUACUUUGCGUACACCCAUCAUACUGCUUACUUCGCUAUAAAAAAUUCAGUUGCCCCUCGUGUAUAGCAUACGAAGGACCUACGAAGGUUUUCCACGGCAUAAACUUGUGCUGGAAAUGCAGAAUUAUUCAUGGCGGAAUAGCGCUGCCGCUGCUCAAAUUGGUUUAAAUUUUUGCAAACCCUAUCCAGCAAUUCCAAAGUGCAUGCAGAUGUCGUCCAUUCUAAUAUUUACAAGAUAUCUCUUUAAAACGUCAAAUCGUAUUGCCAAUUCCUCUACACAAUCUGGGUCACCAAGGCUAGCUGUCUAAUCGUGAUAUUAUAUCCUCAAUAAUGUUCAGUUUUAUAUCCACCAUAGUGCACCAUGAUUUUCAUCACUGAUUCCGCUCGUUCGUAGCCGCCAUAUAGGAAUAUGCCAGGGGGGAAGUUUAACGAAGUGUUAAUUAAUAUUGGCGGAUAUUUAACGCGGUGCUAUAUAACCGACAAUAUUCACUUCUCAAAUUCACGUAGUGAUGCGUUUUCAACAUAUUUUGAAACUUCAACAUUGAAAAUUACUUCAAUAUCUAUACUUCAAUGUUGUAUUUCACUUAAAUUUGACACGUUCAAUAUUCAAAUUAACAUCAAUGAGAGAAACAUGUUGAAAUUGAAGCAAUGUUGAAUUAAAGUGGCAUGCUGAAUUUGAUAUGUUCAAUGUCGAAAUUCACUUCAAUACGGAAACAUGUUGAAUUAAUAUCAACAUGAAUAUUGGCGGAAAUCUGACGCCAUAGACAGAAUGGAAUCUCUAUUUUCUAGCCCUCCGCAGAACGGACAUCUCAAAACAACGGACAGCGAACCAUUCCGUAGAAUGUUACAAAUAUAUUGAAGAGCCUAAACAAGUUUUAUAAGAAGUACGACUGAAAAUUAAUCUCAAACUAACCUCAAAUGAAUAAAGAGCGAUUCCCGUUUAAUGCCAGGAAUUUUUACUUCUCAAUUAAGACAGCAUUAAUGGACCCUUACCAUUUUCAUGUCGGAUCAAACGUAAGCCACGGCAAUCACAGUUGAAUGAAUGCAAUAAGAUCAAUUUAUUUUUAAUUUUAGGAAAAUCUUUUAUUGGACGAGAACCAGGUAAGUGAGCAUAUAACUGCUAUAAUAAUAUUUGCUUCACUGCCAUGUUAAUUACUAAGUUGCCAAACUCCGAAUUCCCGAGUGUAUGUUUAAAACGAAGGAAUAGGAACAAUAUACAGGAGGGUCUUCCAGGAAUAGGAACAAUAUACAGGAGGGUCUCCAGGAAUAGGAACAAUAUACAGGAGGGUCUUCCAGGAAUAGGAACAAUAUACAGGAGGGUCUCCAGGGAGUAUAUGUGCUUCUAUAUUCACUUUAAACGUUUUAUAUUGUUUCUUUGUUCCCAAAAGAAUUUCAACAUGUUCCUUUGUUCCUCAAUUGUUUCCUAUACGAUUUUUCGUCUUUGUUUGCGUAUUCCCAUUGCUAAGAAUAACUAGGAACCCCUUCGGAAAUUGGGACUCCCAUAUACAUGUAUGUAGGAAGACUAAGAUUUAGCGAACGAAGAUAUACAUUAAUAGUAGCGUCAAAUGAGUGGCAAGGAGUUCUAUUACAUUCGUUUUCAAAAUUACAGUACCUAUACCAAAAAUAAUCUUAGUUCAAAUCUCAAGCAUAAGUCACGCGAACUACUAAAAAUAGCAAACGUACCUAGAGAAGAAUUUUGAACCCAAGUAAGUUAAGUAUACAAACUAAAAGAAAUAACACACCAUCACAAUAGAAAUCUGUGUCGUGAAUUACUUUUAUCGUUUACAACUGAAAAAGAAUAAUUUAACCUCGAAUUUAACUGCGCAUCAAACCCGCUUGCGCUAGACUAUAGCGGUAUCAUUUUGAUUUUGUUGUGGCAGUAAUUUUCACUAAAAUAUCUUGAAAAUCCUUCUAAACGUUUUUAAUAUAAAACAUAUACAAAGCAAAUGCAUGCAUGUGACAUAAAACUGACAUGCCAACUCUGGCUAUGUUUGGCGUGGUCGCGUAAUUUUGAAAAUUGGUGUAGUAUCAAUUAUGUAAAUGAAAGUUGAAGAGUUAAGCUAAAGUUAAAAGUUAGGAUAAAACGACAAGCAAUUAUAAUAAAUGUGACCGGUGAGAUGACCAUGCAUGAGUGAGGUGAACGGUCGCAUAUGAAUUUUAGAAAGUAGCGUCCUAGAGUACUUAUUCCGAUUCAGCCAGCUUUCCCACUGUAAGUGUGUGAUAGAUAUAUCUCUCAUCACCAGGAUAUAAAACUUAUUGACUUUGGAUUGGUCGGAAAGCCAGAGGGAGGGAUGUCACAGCAACUUGAAACAUGUUGUGGAUCACCAGCCUACGCUGCGCCAGGUAGGCAUAUUAAGCUAUUUUUACCAAUUGUAUUAUAAUAUUUUAUAUCGGAAUACAGUAUUCAGUGACGUAACCGAGGGGUGUUAGGUGCUCAGUGCCGGGGGGUCCCCAAGCUUGGGGGUCCCCGACAAAAAUGACCAUAAAAUUUUUGCUAUUACAUUGGGUAAAUUGGUCCGAGCCUCAGUUGUGUGGGGGGCUAGAAAAUUUGCAACGGGUCACCCCCAAAAUCAGGAAUUGGUAAAAUUGUGAAUUUUGGACCCCUUUUUUACAUGUCAUAGUCCGGAAAAUUUUUUUUAACCUUUUUUUAAGGAAUCGAAAAAAUUUUAGUUUUCCCAAUUGGUCCCACUUAAAAAUUUUACGGGGGCCUGACGAGGUUCCGUUACGCCACUGACACUCAGAUUGUCCACCGCUCAGAGUUGUUGCCAGGAGACAAUCGAAUUUCGUGACUUUCACGUGAUACGCUCUCGUCCAAUGAGAUGCAAGAAAACAUUAACUUCGACACUUGGUAUAUAAUAAAGAGUUUUAAUGUCUUGACAUUCUUUUAUAAGGGAUUUUGUGAGAAUUAAUAUAUCGAGCAUUAAUAAAUCGAUUAUUAUAAUUUUUUUUCCGGGGGCUGUCCUCCUUUCUGUAGUGGAACCGACUUUCCUCUAAUGUUUGCGAAUGAGCUAUAUAGAUGUAAAGCAUUUGAACAAAGUCCCUUUUCGGGAUUGGCUUUUGUGCCACACUACAAUACCAAAGAAAGAAUAUAUAUUUUUAUGUCCAAAUUUGUUUGGAAAUCUACCAAAAAUGGUGUUUAAGAGUCGUUACAUAAUUGCAAAGUAUCCAUUGCCAUGUUAGGUUAUUUCUUCAAGAGAAUGUUUGACGUUUUCAAUGCCUUAAGCCGGUUUUCCACUAGCGAAUUUUCUCGCGCGAAGCGACCUUUAUCCUUUGUCGGUAUCACUUAUUACGUCAGCAAGAUGUGGCAAAAUGGAUGCCGACAAAGAGAAAAGGUCGCUUCGCGCGAAACAAUUCGCUAGUGGUAUACCGGCUUUAGACUAUAUUUCCUGCGUUUCCUGAUAAAUAUUCCUGGGUAAAUAACAUGUAAAUUCGCCACAGUUUCUCAUUAUUCUUUCAAUCAAUGGUGGCGUCGAAGACGGAAGACAGCUCUAAAAGGGUCUGGGGGAAUUGUUUAUUCGCACCAUUUAAUAGUUUUGUUUGUGGAAACACCACUUAAAUUUAUUACUGCAAAGCUUUCGAUCCGUAAGCCCGGAUCUUCUUCGAAAGCUUUGCAGUAAUAAAUUUACGUGGUGUUUCUACAAAGAAAACUAUUGAAAACUAAAUGUUUUAUCGCCAUGCAAACUUACAAAGAACUUAUUGCACCCAUUUGUUUAUCUCUUUUCGAUAUAUUACAUGCAUGCAUCUGUUCUGGAUCAAAACUGGACCGACAAUAUUAAUACCAUGAACGUUUCAGGACCGACUUUUAGGACUGAUUUAAUAAAAAUCACCCUUGCUUCCCCCCCCCCCCUGUAGCUGUGCUGAAUGACUGAAAGUCAUCAUUGAGUCCAGCCCUGACCACCAAGAUUACAUACGGUGUUUGGUCAUGCAAAACGUCUUGUACAGUCUUUAUGAAACGCUGCGUUUCAGUUAGUCAGUGAGAAGUAUAUUUUAUUCGUUAUAUGAAUCCUGCUUUGAAUUUUAGUAUUUUUUUCAUUUUACAUCGUAUAUCGUGCUUAUCAAAUGCUGAACGAAUUUUUAGUACAGUAUUUAAUAGCACAUAGACUAUACAUAGCUCACAUUUAAUUGUGAUAAAAUAAUUAGGAGAAACAUCAGUUCUUAUAUUUUUUAAUUAUUUUAAAUUAAUCUUCAUUCUUUUGCAGAAUUAAUAUCUGGUGUUCCGUACUUUGGCAACGAGGUAGUGUUUAGUUUUUGCAUAAAUCUUACAUGAAAUUAUGUUGGAAUUCAUCAAUGUUAAUCGUUAAAACACACAGAAAUUUUUCUGGGUGUCUGACUGCAUUUUGAAGGAGCGUAUUUGCUCAUUGCCACAGGCAGUAUACGAAACAAAUUGGGAAGAACUAUAAGACUAUAUAGCACAUAUCUUGAAACAUAAACAUGAUAUAAAACAUGCUAACUUUAAACCAUGUUUUACGUCGCAUUCGAUUACAUUUUAUGCUUCAAACGUAUUAAUUUCAUUGGUAAAAGAGACAGAAUUAUUUAGAGAACAUCAUGUUUCUAUAUAAAUACCGAUUGGUUUAAAAUCGAACCUGAACAGGAAACCAUCUUAGCAAAUAACCAUGCAGAAUGCAUGUAGAUUAACUUGACGCUCUGCAUGCUUGUCCGUGUUGCGUGCAGUAGUAAAGUUUGCACGAAUUGUUUUCAGGCCAGAAAUUUCUAAUUUGGUAUUCUGGUACAGUUGACUCGAACAUUAAAAGUCAAAUAUUGCUUUCUAUAAUUUUAAAUUCAUAUAUCUGUUUCUAGGCAGACCUAUGGAGCCUGGGUGUCCUGCUCUAUGCUCUCUUGUGUGGGUUUUUGCCAUUCGACGACGACAAUACUUACAAUUUGUACAAAUCAAUUCAAGUAAGUUGUACAGUACACUCUAAACACACUUUAAUUGGCAAAAGUGUUCCUGCUGGACCUAGAAAUAACUCUAUAUAGGUUAUGUUUCGGGUUAAAUUUAGUCGUUAAAUUUCCUUAUUUUAACCUGGUUAUAUUUGACCUGCAUGGGCUUCCAAGUGAAAUUAACCAGACUACAAUUAUGCUACGUUGAUAGCUACCCAGAGGCUCCGAUUGCAUAUUACCUGACAUAGUCUGCCGGUUAUUUUAACAAAGACGUCUUGGUGAAAUAUAACCAGAUUCCUGGUUACAUUAACCAGAUUGUGGUAAGAAAUGAGAUCAAAUAACCAGGAAAUUUAACCAGGAAUAUUAUAAGUUAGUCCAAAGCAGUGGCGGAAAUUCAUUUUUCCGGUGGGGGGCAAAGCCUCCUAAAUUUCCGACAAAACGUUCAAAUUUCCGACAUACCCCCCAUUUGCACUCGAAAAGACUGUUUUUAGCCCUCUUUUAGAUCAAAAUUUCCGAAAAUUCGUCAAUUUUCCGGAAGGUGGAGGGGGCGGCGCCCCCCCCCCCCGCCCCACCAAGAUUUCCGCCACUGAUCCAAAGAGUGUUGUUUCUAGGUCUAACCAGGAGAUUUUAACCAGAGCUUUUCUACUUUACAAGAUUUGCCAGACACAACAAACGUAAAUAACACUAAAAAUUAAAAAACAUACAGUAAUGGCAGGGGCUGAUCACAGAGAUAAUCUCUCACAACGGAGUUCAAGUGCAUGCAUUACUCUGCAUAGGCGGAAGAGUGAUCGGGGCCGAGAAAGCGCUAGUGCUGAAGUUAGGCGCAAAAAUAGAAAGAAAGGAUAGCGAAAAUGCUAUCGGAUAGCGAAAUUAUAAUAGUUUGGCGUGUAUUCAUAUCGUCCGAUUUGCAGUUUUAAUUUAACCUUUACUUGAUGCGUUAAUUUAGAAAGGAGAGUAUGAAAUACCCGACUUUUUAUCCAAAGGUAAGUGUUCUUAUUUAUGUAUUAUGUUCAUAUUAGAAACAGAAGUUACUUUAUGUGACGCAGGAGUUAGAUAACACUGCAAUUCAUGCCUGUAGAUUUUAUUUUCGUAGAUUUUAUUUUCAAGGUUAUUUAGCUAGUAUAGCUCAAGGUUCGGAUAGCUAGCCAAUCAUUUUCAGAAGUUGUUAGGACACUUGUUGUUUUAGACCAUCAGUGGAUAUAUAUGAAUAUUUAUUACAAGCAAUUAUAUCCCCCUCGUCUUCCCUCUCCCUAUUCAAUGUUUGUUUACCCGAUCACACAACCAAAGUAAGAUGUUAACUCAAUAACUGAGACCCAACAUUGAAAGGUGGGUGGAGGAUAGAUGUUUUUCAAAAUAAGAGGCAGUUAUGGCAUCUGUCCAAUCACAUUUGUAAUCUUAGUACCUUCAAAUUAUUUGGAUUUGGAAAACACAUUUUGAAUUUGGAGUUUGCCCCGUAAACUAUGUAGGUAGGGGUUGUUCCAAAUAGCUCCCUAUUUAACUUUGCUGUAUCGAAUUUGUUUGGUGACAUUUUGUUAUGUACCUAAAUUUAUCGACAUUGGUUCACAAAUGUUGUUACUGCUUGUAGGUCUUGAUAAUUGCUAUAAGCUGUAUAGUAUUUUGCUUAAUUUGUAUGAUUCCAGUAAUUUCUCGGAUGUUAUUUUUAAAAAAAUCAUUCAAUUUAUGAUAAAAGGUUACCUUUAGUUAUUUUAUUUUUUAGGAAGUAUCUCCUUGAUUGGCAAAUUGUUGCAAGUAAGUUAUCUUCAAGUUGUUGCAAAACGGUUUUUGCUUCAUUCACGUGUGGAUUUAUUCGGUGAGCUUAAUAGUCAUGCUGUGUGUAAUAUAGGUCGAUCGAUACAAAGUGGAACGAAAUUUAGCACCCCUUUCUUUUGAUUACAUGUUAAAUUAAAUUCAAAUAUGACUUAAUCAAAGAUUUUGAAAAACUUUGACAAAGGGCGCCAUCUUUUUCACCACAUCAAGGAAAAUAUAUUGCCACGCCCACGGUAGUGGUCUUGAGAAUGGUACCAAUUAUAUAGUAGUCGUUCCAUGGCACCUUAUACUUUUAAUGAAGGGGUUAAUGGAUAUUCAACUUUGAGUUCAAAUUUCUCGAAAUAUAAAUUAUACAGUGUUUCUGGCCAAGUGCAUGAGCUUGGCAAAACAACCUUAUUUGCUAAUUUUCAACAUUCAUUGCAAUGCAAUCCUAAAAACUGGUGUAGAAUUUCGCACGUUAAAGUUCUUUCUAUUACUCCAUAAAACUGUUAUAUUUUUAAAACUAUAGUUCAACGUUUGUGGUCAGGUUUUUCUCGAAAAACGUUUACUUUAUACUAAUAAUACUGAUUUUACGUUUAGACAGAUCCUAAACAACGGUUGACUGUCAAACAACUUUUUAUGCAUCCAUGGUUGAACAAAGGAUAUGCUAAUCCUGUAAAUUCAAAGGCACGAGUAAAGGUAUGGUCUUAUGCAGAAUUUUGAAAGGUCUUUGUUCAAUUGUGUUGCUUUUUUGUACACCGAUCGUGGUUUCUGUUUGUACAUUAACGUCAACGUAGUUCUCUGCAUUAACUCCAAGUAUAUAUCGAUAUAUUUUACGGUGGAAUAAUGUUAACCAAUAAAGGCGCUCAAGACUAUAACGAUUAUAAUAUUCCAUGCACUUGGUUAUGACUGAAAAUUUUAAAUUUUUGAUACGUUUCUCAAACGGCAAACAAACUAAAAAGUAUGUUUAGUGCUUUAUCUGUAAAGUAAUGCUAAAAUGAAGAGAUUUUGGAUGAUAUUCCCCCAAGAGAAAAAGAUGUCUGAAGUUCGGUACGUUUAUAUUGCUGUUAUAAACAUGGCGUCAAUUUUAAAGCAUCUUGAUAAGUGUACUUUAAUUUACAAUUUUUGCAAUUAUUUGUUUCUCCUCAACUGGCAGAUGCAUUUAAAAUGGGUGCUAACUGUGUAAACUAGAAAAUAAAGUUAAAACAAAGUAUUUUAGAGAGGUACGCCAAAACGUUUUGCAUGAACGCUUUUCAAUGCAAAUACACAACAUAGAAAAAAAUUGCCUAUGUUUCUUUUAUUUUCUCUUCUUAUCUCUACCCAGAAAGAUGAACCUGACUCAGAGGUUAUUAAAGAACUCGCUUUAUUCUAUGGCGUAUCACCCUCCACCAUGACGUCUCUUGUUAAGGAGGUAACUGACAACUUCGUUUCUUAUAUAUUUUAACGUUUACCUGUUUUUAAACGUUUACCCAUAGUCAAGGUACCGGUCGUUAUUUAUGGGGGGGGGUGGAGGAGGGGGCACCGAAGAGAAAAAGGAACGACAUUUUGAAUAAAUGAAUGAAAGAUUGUGUAAUUGAAAGACAAAACAACUCAAGGGUAGGGUAAUAAAAAUUGGAGACUAGAAAGCAAUCAUGUCAACAGUCACAUGUCAAUACAAUAUGGAAAUCAAUUAAUCAAUCAAAAUGGUGUUUCCAAAGAAAGUGCAUGUGCAGACGGCAUGAAACAUUACACUGGUAAAGGUCAUUUGUGACAACUGAAUUAACGGUAUCCUUUUGAAAAGCUUUUGUUGGCCAGGAGUGGGUAUUUACUUUUUAAUUGAUAUCCGAGGUUGACUUUUUAAUGAUUGGAUCAGCACAAUUAUUACCAAGAAAACAAUUUUCUUCGAUGCCCCCCCCCCCCAUAAAUAAUGACCGGUCCCUGAGAAGGGUAUCACACAAACACUGAAAAUUGAAAAUUGAAAGUAAAUUACUGCAUUUUCCUUAUAAUUUUUUCACUUUAGUAAUAGUUUGUGUAAUUGGAAAGAAUGCAUGGAGGUCACCGUGAUUUUUCCAAAUACAUACAUGAGGCAAUAGACUAUUUUAAAGUCAAUUAGAUGCGCCGUGUUGCCGUAUCGCAAAUGACAAGAGGUUAAAAAAUUAUUCAAAACGCCGUACGAGGUCCUACGGUCGAGGUUCUACAAUUAACUUGGUGUACGUUUCAUCGAUGUUAACGUACGAUUUUCUAUAACCUAGUUUUACCCAUGUUCUCUGUUGCAUUUAUUUCCUGUAAGAAAUAAAAAUGUUUCGCGAGCGCGCCUACAAGUAGCAAAUUCCUGUCAACUCAGGUACUAACGGUCUAAACAACGUAUUGUAAUACGAAUGUGUGACGAUUUGCUGAAAAGCAUGGAUAACGGAGAAUUAAAUUGUGUAGUUUUCCUUGACGUUAGAAAAGCCUUUGAUUCCAUAAAUCACGAGAUACUGUUAGACAAAAUGCAUAAUUUCUUCGGAAUAACGGGAACUCAAUUAAAAUGGUUUGAAUCAUAUUUGAAUAAUAGAGUACAGCAAUGUUUGAUUAAUGGACAACUUUCGAGUCCGAAAACGAUUACAUGUGGAGUUCCCCAGGGGUUUAUCAUGGGUCCUUUAUUAUUUUUAUUAUAUAUAAAUGACAUCCCUGAUCCAUUAAGCUACUCAGUUUCAUCCCUCUAUGCUGACGAUACAGAAAUAUAUGCUUCCUCUAACAACUGUGAUGGCCUUGUAGAUAAAAUAAAUUUUGAUCUUCAAAAUAUACAUAAAUGGAUGAUUGAAAACAAGCUUCAGACGCACUCUAAUAAAUCUAAACAUAUGUUCAUCCAAUUGGAUCAUCCUAUAACCUUAAGAAUAAAAUAACUAGGAAACCUAUUCUAAUUAAUAAUCAACCAAUUCCCAGGACAGAUAGUUACUCGUGCCUAGGCGUGAAUAUGGACGAAACAUAUUCAUAAUAUAUGUUCAAAGGUUGGUGCUGGUAUUGGUGGAAUGAGAUAAAUUAAGCCUUUUGUCCCACUACCGACACUAAAAAUGUUGUAUAAUGCCAUCGUGCAGCCUUACUUUGAUUAUUGCUGUCCGUUAUGGAAUAAUUGCGGUAUUGGAAUUAAAAACAGGCUGCAAAAAUAUCAAAAUCGGGCUGCAAGGGUAAUUACUGGGGCAAACUAUGAUGUUCGAUCGGCUGAUUUACUUAAAAACUUAAGGUGGGAACCCUUAGAAGUAAGACGCAACUACUUGAAAGCUAUUUUCGUGUAUAAAAUAAUUAAUGGCCACACCGCACCUAAUCUAAAAGAAUCGUUUCGAUCAAACAACGAAAUAGAUAAUUCUUACAAUCUCAGAAAUAGAGAAACUGACUUAGCACUUCCAAUGCCAAAGAAAGAAUUCGGCAAGAGGUGCUUUAACUAUAAUGGGGCCUCACUGUGGAACAAUCUUCCCCAGGAGGCAAAAAAUUCAGAAUCGUUAAGCUCUUUCAAAACAAUUUUGAAUCAGAGAAUUUGUUGAAUCUGGCUCAUCAAAAUAUAUUAACCUCUAAGUAGUACAACUGUGCUAUUAUUCACUUGUUGCUAAUGUGUUUUAUCCUGUAAAUAGUUCUAAAUCACGCCCUUCAUGAAAAUCAGUUUGUAAUGUUGUUGAGGCUAGCGUGAAUAAAUAAAUUUUGUAUGUAUGUAUGUAUGUAUGCGUUAAGUGUGCGUUCCGUACGUUUCCUUGGUUACUGCAUGGGCGUACACCAAACAUUUUUCGGCAUACAAUCGUACGUCCGUACUCCUAUUUUAAAGCCUGUUUUCCACUUCAACCGUUAUCGUAACGUACCGUAGCAUUUCAUUUUGUGUCGAAGUCAUUUAGUUCCACACUACCGCUCAGGAAACAAAGAAAUACGCUACUUUCGGUACGAUACGAUUGAAGUGGAAAACUGGCUUUAAUCUCUUGUGAAACAUAAAAUCUCAAGUGUUAUAUUUCCUUGAUUUUUUUAAAAACUGUAGCGACCACCGUUUUAUAUAUUUAAUAAUACAGUGCAGAAUUAUAUUGUGCUAACAGGGUAUUUCUAUUUUCCCCCCCAAAAUUAGUAUCAAUUUGACGAUUUAACGGCUACUUAUUUUCUGCUGUGUAAGAAGAAAAGUCAUGGGGAACCUCUAAAGUUUACGAACAGUUGUAUCAAGUAAGUAAAUCAGUCUUUGGUGGUUUUAUUGUGAACUUGUGUUUUCGAUAGGUUGCUCAUACCAUUUCGCAGAACGUGUAACUUUAUUGCAUGAACAUAGUUUAAUUUAUUUCCACUCUUUUCUAUGAAACCAGAGCGCAGCGGAGGAAGAGGAAAGACAUGUUAGCACUCGAGGUGUGUGUUUGUUACUUAGCUACAUUUGAAUUCUAAAGAGACACCUUUCAGACAAAUUUAAACAUGUCCAUGCAGUGGUGGAAAUUCACUUUUUCCAGUGGGGCGGGGGGGGGGGAAGCCUCCUAAAUUUCCGACAAAACUUUCAAAUUUCCGACAACCCCCCCCCCAUUUGCACUCGAAAAGGCUGUUUUUAGCCCUCUUUUAGGUCAAAAUUUACGAAAAUUCGUCAUUUUCGCGAUUUCCACCACUGUGUCGAUGAAUAGAGAUUUGUCUACCCAUACUUCCAGUAAGCAAUAUCCUGCAUAGGAAACAGUCAGUCGGUUGGAGGAAAGGCAAAAUAAGCACACACAGUACUGCAGUGCAUUGCCCUUGAGCAUGUACGCGUACUGUUCUAGACAUACUAUUUGAAUACAUAUCAAGGCCUAUGAUUCCGAACAAAGGAACAGAUAACAAACUAAAAGACUAACAAACUCAAGCAGCGAAUAUAAAGUGAUGGACUUUAGUCCUCGCAGAGUAUAUUUUUUUAUUUUCAUGCAACAGGUUGAGAAAAAGAAUGCGUGUCAUUUUUAAGUAUCUUGCUAUUGCUUCAAUAUUUACGUUGCUGCAAUGCUUAUUGUAUUUGCAUUCAUAGGCAAAUAAAUGUUGCGUUAUACGAUUACGAUUAGCAUUUCUAUAACGCAAAUUUAUAUAUGGAUAUGAUCAAAUGCGCUUUACAUCAAGUAUUAUACGGAGUACCUAAUUUACAUUAUUACAUACUCAGCAUAGGCUAUUUUGUCUUUACAACAAUUUACAACCUUACAUUCCAUUGCGAGUUAUAUGGGUGUCUGUAUUUCAGACACUCUUAUAUUGGAUUUGAGUGCCCACCCUAACAACGUUCCCUGUGGGCGGAAACCGGAGCACUCGGAGAAAACCCACGACUUUCGGCAGAGCGUUACUCGCUAUUCACUCCAUGCAGUCCGCAGCGAGAAUCGAAUCUACGAACUCAGAAGUGAAAUGCACUUGACAAAAUCACAUAAGUCUACGACUACGCGCCACCGCAUUCCUUACCCUUAUGUUUUAUUUGUAACUUGUUAAAUAAUUAUGUUGUGUAUUUUUAUAGAAAAAGAUAAGUGAAUCAAGGGAAAACAUAGAGAACGAAAUAUACCAUGACAAUCCACCUUCGAUCUUAGUUGAUGACGAAGACGACGUUUUCUCAGCUGAUCUUCGCGACUUCAGAAAACCAAGAGCAUGUACUCUUCCCCCUGAAUUUAUGGGAACUCCUCCAAUUAAUGAAAUGCCAAGUGCUACACGUACGUCACCUCCUAGAACUUUCCUGACUCCUUCCCUUCCAAAGAAAGGUCAGUACUUUUAG
Messenger RNA from Paramuricea clavata, 14039 nucleotides. Lineage: Eukaryota; Metazoa; Cnidaria; Anthozoa; Malacalcyonacea; Plexauridae. The record is from the annotation of a GenBank genome assembly.